GCGAGGCUCCCCGCGUCCCCGGCGACCCCAGCUCCCCAGCUCUCCGCCCCUUUGCGUUCCCGCCGGGGGCGGCCGCCGCAAGCCGGAGUUCCUUUGUGGUUGCUGUUUUACAAGCUUUGUAGAGAAGAACACUGAACUUUGGAAAAAAUGUUAGAAACUAUAGACAAACAUCGGGCUCUGCAGGCGGCAGAGCGCUUGCAGGCCAAGCUGCGGGAGCGUGGGGAUGUAGCAAAUGAAGACAAACUCAACCUGCUCAAGUCAGUGUUGCAGAGCCCGCUCUUCAGCCAGAUUCUGAACCUUCAGACUUCCGUACAGCAGCUGAAAGACCAGGUAAACAUUGCAACUUCGGCAAUUUCAAAUGUUGAAUAUGCCCACAUUCCACAUCUCAGCCCAGCUGUAAUUCCUACUCUGUCAAAUGAAUCAUUUUUAUCAUCCCCAAAUAAUGGGAAUCUGGAAGUUCUUACAGGAUUGGGUACUGCACACAUCAAUGGGAAACCUGCUUGUGAAGAAUUUGAUCAACUGAUCAAAAAUAUGGCCCAGGGUCGCCAAAUAGAAGUUUUCGAGCUCCUCAAACCUCCAUGUGGAGGCCUUGGGUUCAGUGUGGUGGGACUGAGGAGUGAGAACCGGGGGGAGCUGGGGAUAUUUGUGCAGGAGAUCCAGGAGGGCGGCGUGGCCCACAGAGAUGGAAGAUUGAAGGAAACUGAUCAGAUCCUUGCUAUUAACGGACAGGCCCUUGAUCAGACAAUUACACAUCAGCAGGCCAUCAGCAUCCUGCAGAAAGCCAAAGAUACUGUCCAACUGGUUAUUGCCAGAGGCUCAUUGCCUCAGCUCGUCAGUCCCAUAGUUUCCCGUUCUCCAUCUGCAGCCAGCACAAUUUCAGCUCACUCUAAUCCAGUUCACUGGCAGCAUGUGGAGACUAUUGAAUUGGUAAAUGAUGGGUCUGGUCUGGGAUUUGGCAUUGUAGGAGGAAAAGCAACUGGUGUGAUUGUGAAAACCAUCCUGCCUGGAGGAGUAGCUGAUCAGCAUGGGCGAUUAUGCAGUGGAGACCACAUUCUGAAGAUUGGUGACACGGAUCUAGCAGGAAUGAGCAGUGAGCAAGUAGCCCAAGUCCUCAGACAGUGUGGAAAUAGAGUCAAAUUGAUGAUUGCAAGAGGUGCCAUAGAAGAACCAGCAGUGCCCCCCUCUUUGGGCAUCACGAGUUCCUCAUCCCCAUCUUCUACACCAGAGAUGCGGGUUGAUGCUUCUACUCAGAAAAGUGAAGAAAGUGAGACAUUUGAUGUAGAACUCACUAAAAAUGUGCAAGGAUUAGGAAUUACCAUUGCUGGUUACAUUGGAGAUAAAAAAUUAGAACCUUCAGGAAUCUUUGUAAAGAGCAUUACAAAGAGCAGUGCUGUUGAACAUGAUGGAAGAAUCCAAAUUGGAGACCAAAUUAUCGCAGUAGAUGGCACAAACCUUCAGGGUUUUACUAAUCAACAGGCAGUGGAGGUGUUGCGACACACAGGACAGACUGUGCACCUGACACUAAUGAGGAGAGGAAUGAAGCAGGAUGCUGAGCUCGCAUCACGGGAAGAUGUCACGAAAGAUGCGGUUUUGUCUACUUUUAAUGCCAGUGUAAGCAAAGAAAAUUAUGAAGAAGAUGAAGAUUCUUUAUCUUUGAGGAGAAACACCAGCAUAUUACCAAUCAAAGAAGAAGGGUAUCCGUUACUGUCAGCUGAGAAAGAAGAAAUAGAAGAUGCUCAACAGCAGGAAGCUGCCUUGCUGACCAAGUGGCAAAGGAUCAUGGGGAUUAAUUAUGAAAUAGUGGUGGCCCAUGUGAGCAAGUUCAGUGAGAACAGUGGGUUGGGGAUAAGUCUGGAAGCAACAGUGGGCCAUCAUUUUAUCCGAUCUGUUCUACCGGAAGGUCCCGUUGGACACAGUGGGAAGCUGUUCAGUGGAGAUGAGCUAUUGGAAGUGAACAGCAUAACUCUACUUGGGGAGAAUCACCAGGAUGUGGUGACUAUUUUAAAAGAACUGCCUAUAGAGGUGACAAUGGUGUGCUGUCGUCGGACAGUGCCACCCACCACCCGGUCAGAGUUGGAGAGCCUGGACUUAUGUGACAUUGAACUAAUAGAAAAGCCUCAUGUAGAUCUAGGUGAGUUCAUCGGGUCCUCGGAAACAGAGGAUCCUGUGCUGGCGAUGACUGAUGUGGGUCAGGAUGCAGAGGAGGUUCAAGGACCUUUGGCCAUGUGGGAAGCUGACGUUCAGAACAUAGAGCUGGAGAAAGGGAGCAAAGGACUUGGUUUUAGCAUUUUAGAUUAUCAGGACCCAAUUGAUCCAGCAAGCACUGUGAUCGUAAUUCGUUCCUUGGUGCCUGGUGGUGUUGCUGAAAAGGAUGGACGACUUCUCCCUGGAGAUCGACUCAUGUUUGUCAAUGAUGUGAAUUUGGAAAACAGCAGUCUUGAAGAAGCUGUCCAGGCACUGAAGGGCACACCAUCAGGGACUGUGAGAAUAGGAGUGGCCAAGCCUUUACCCCUUUCACCAGAAGAGGGUUAUGUUUCUGCUAAGGAGGAUUCCUUUCUCUACCCGCUGCAUUCCUGCGAGGAGAUAGGACUGGCUGACAAAGCCCUCUUCAGGGCUGACUUGGCUCUGGUGGACACAAAUGAUGCUGACUUAGCAGGUGAAUCUGCCUUUGAGUCUCAGUACUCUCCUGAUAAUGACAGUAUCUACUCCACUCAAGCAUCUGUUUUAUCUCUUCAUGGCAGUGCUUGUAGCGACAACCUGAAUUAUGGUCCCUCCCUUCCAUCUUCUCCUCCCAAGGAUGUUACUGAAAAUUCCUCAGAUCCAGUGCUUGAUCUGCACAUGUCCUUGGAGGAGCUGUAUGCCCAGAACCUCAUGCAAAGGCAGGGUGAGAGUCCGCCUGCAGUGGACUUGAGCUUGGGGCCUGCUUCUGGCUUUACCAUAAAUGAUUAUACACCUGCCAGUGCUAUUGAACAGCAAUACGAAUGUGACGACAUGAGAGUGUGGACUGAACCUCACCUACCAAAUGAAGCUGUAUCAAGUGCAGAACUGAGUUCUCCUGCGCUGACGGAUGCAGCUGGAAAGGGCUCCAAGUUCUUAAUUCAGCAGGGUUCACUGGCCUCUGCUGCUGAGUGUGUCAUGCUCCAGAAUAUGUCCAGAGAAUCUUUCGAGAGGACUAUUAUGAUAGCGAAAGGCAAUUCUAGCCUAGGAAUGACAGUAAGUGCUAAUAAAGAUGGCUUGGGCAUGAUUGUUCGAAGCAUUAUUCAUGGAGGUGCCAUCAGUCGAGAUGGUCGGAUUGCUGUUGGGGACUGCAUCUUGUCUAUUAAUGAAGAAUCUACUAUCAGUUUAACCAAUGCCCAGGCACGAGCCAUGUUGAGAAGACAUUCUCUCAUUGGGCCUGACAUAAAAAUUACUUAUGUGCCCGCAGAGCAUUUAGAAGAGUUCAGAAUAAGCUUGGGACAGCAAUCUGGAGGAAUAAUGGCCCUGGAUAUUUUUUCUUCCUACACUGGCAGAGACAUUCCAGAGCUACCAGAGCGAGAAGAAGGAGAGGGGGAAGAAAGUGAACUUCAAAAUGCAACAUACCGCAAUUGGAAUCAGCCCAGGCGGGUUGAACUUUGGCGAGAACCGAGCAAAUCCUUGGGCAUCAGCAUUGUUGGUGGACGAGGGAUGGGGAGUCGUCUAAGCAACGGUGAAGUGAUGAGGGGCAUUUUCAUCAAACAUGUUCUUGAAGAGAGUCCAGCCGGCAAAAAUGGAACCUUGAAACCUGGAGAUAGAAUAGUAGAGGUGGAUGGCAUGGACCUCAGAGAUGCAAGCCAUGAACAAGCUGUGGAAGCCAUUCGGAAAGCAGGCAACCCUGUAGUCUUUAUGGUACAGAGCAUUAUAAACAGACCAAGGAAAUCCCCUUUGCCUUCUUUGCCGCACAACCUUUACCCUAAGUACACGUUCAGCAGCACUAACCCAUUUGCUGAUUCUCUACAGUUCAACGCUGACAAGGCGCCCAGUCAGUCAGAAUCCGAGCCAGAGAAGGCCCCGCUGUGCGGUGCGUCUCCGCCCCCUCCUCCAGCAUUUGCAGAAAUGAGCGGGGAUCGUGCACAGUCACCUGUGCGCGAAAUCUCAGAAGAUGUGGACAAAGAGGAUGAGUUUGGUUACAGCUGGAAAAAUAUCACAGAGCGUUAUGGAACCCUAACAGGCGAGCUGCAUAUGAUUGAACUGGAGAAAGGUCAUAGUGGUUUGGGUCUGAGUCUUGCUGGGAACAAAGACCGAUCCAGGAUGAGUGUUUUUAUAGUGGGGAUUGAUCCAAAUGGAGCAGCUGGGAAAGAUGGUCGAUUGCAGAUUGCAGAUGAGCUUCUAGAGAUCAAUGGUCAAAUUUUAUAUGGAAGAAGUCAUCAGAAUGCUUCAUCAAUCAUCAAAUGUGCCCCUUCUAAAGUAAAAAUAAUUUUUAUCAGAAAUAAAGAUGCGGUGAGUCAGAUGGCUGUAUGUCCUGGGCAUGCAGUGGAACCUUUGCCUGUUCCCUCAGAGAAUCUUCCGAAUAAGGAGGCUGAACCAAGUGUUACUACCUCUGAUGCAGCUGUGGACCUCAGUUCAUUUCCAAACGUGCAACAUCUGGAGCUUCCCAAGGACCAGGGGGGGUUGGGCAUUGCCAUCAGCGAGGAAGACACACUCCGUGGGGUCAUCAUAAAGAGUCUAGCGGAGCACGGGGCAGCAGCCAAGGAUGGACGGCUCACAGUCGGUGAUCAGAUCUUGGCUGUAGAUGAUGAAGUGGUUGUUGGCCAUCCUGUUGAAAAGUUUAUUAGCCUUUUGAAAACAGCGAAGACAACAGUGAAACUGACCAUUCGUGCCGAGAGUCCAGAUUCCCAGGCUGUCGCUUCAGCAGCUGGUGCCGCCAAUGGAGAGAAGAAGAGCAGCCCCCAGUCUCCGAUGGUUCUCCCGCCUGGCUCUCCGGAACCAGAGCCUGUCCGAGGUGCAAGCAGGUCGUCAACACCAGCGAUCUUUGCUUCUGAUCCUGCAACCUGCCCUAUCAUCCCAGGCUGUGAAACAACAAUUGAGAUUUCCAAAGGGCGGACAGGGCUGGGCCUGAGCAUCGUUGGGGGGUCUGACACACUGCUGGGUGCCAUUAUUAUCCAUGAAGUUUACGAAGAAGGCGCAGCAUGUAAAGAUGGAAGACUCUGGGCUGGAGAUCAGAUUUUAGAGGUGAAUGGAAUUGACUUGAGAAAGGCCACACAUGAUGAAGCCAUAAAUGUUCUGAGACAAACACCACAAAGGGUGCGCCUAACGCUGUACAGGGAUGAGGCCCCGUACAAAGAGGAGGACGUGUACGACUCCCUCACCAUCGAGCUGCAGAAGAAGCCAGGCAAAGGCCUGGGGUUGAGUAUUGUUGGUAAAAGAAAUGACACUGGAGUGUUUGUAUCCGACAUUGUCAAAGGAGGAAUUGCAGAUGCUGACGGAAGACUGAUGCAGGGAGACCAGAUACUAACGGUGAAUGGAGAAGACGUCCGUCGCGCCACCCAGGAAGCCGUCGCGGCUCUGCUAAAGUGUUCCCUAGGCACAGUAACCUUGGAAGUCGGAAGAGUCAAAACUGGUCCAUUCCACUCGGAGAGAAGACCUUCUCAAAGCAGCCAGAUGAGUGAAGGCAGCCUGUCAUCAUUCACUUUUCCACUUUCGGGAUCCAGUACAUCUGAGUCACUGGAAAGUAGCUCAAAGAAGAAUGCAUUGGCAUCUGAAAUACAGGGAUUAAGAACAGUUGAAAUUAAAAAGGGGCCCACUGACUCACUGGGAAUCAGCAUUGCUGGAGGAGUAGGCAGCCCGCUUGGUGAUGUUCCUAUAUUUAUUGCAAUGAUGCACCCGAAUGGAGUUGCAGCUCAGACUCAGAAACUCAGAGUUGGGGAUAGGAUUGUCAGUAUCUGUGGCACAUCCACUGAGGGGAUGACGCACACCCAGGCAGUUAACUUACUGAAAAAUGCCUCUGGCUCCAUUGAAAUGCAGGUGGUUGCUGGAGGAGAUGUGAGUGUGGUCACCGGUCAUCAGCAGGAGCCUGCCAGUUCUAGUCUUUCUUUCACUGGCUUGACAUCAAGCAGUAUAUUUCAAGAUGAUUUAGGACCUCCUCAGUGUAAGUCUAUUACGCUAGACCGAGGACCAGAUGGCUUGGGCUUCAGUAUAGUAGGAGGGUAUGGCAGCCCUCACGGAGACCUACCCAUUUAUGUUAAAACAGUGUUUGCGAAGGGAGCAGCCUCUGAAGAUGGGCGUCUGAAGAGGGGUGAUCAGAUAAUUGCUGUGAACGGGCAGAGUCUGGAAGGGGUGACCCAUGAAGAAGCUGUUGCCAUCCUGAAGCGCACAAAAGGCACUGUCACUUUGAUGGUUCUCUCCUGAAUUUGCUGCCAGAAUUGAGCCACCUCGACUUCUCACUCAUAUCCCGCGCUGUAAAAAGGGUGGAACUGGUCCUGUGGACUCCUCCUGGGCUGUGUUCGUCUGGCUCUACAAAACUGUAGGAAAAAAUAGCAUUUAAGUUUUUCUCAUAUGGAAAUGAUUUUCUUACAACCUAGCAUCACUUUCCCUUUCUCUUUGCAUUUUGUGAUGUAAACUCAAAGAGAAGGGCUUUUUGCAUACAUAAAUCCAGUCUUUCUUCCUGAAGAUAUCUGAGAUUUUAUAGUCAUAUGGGCCAAAAUUAAUAUGUGCUCAACCAGUUAGUAGAGAAAGGAAAAAAUCAUUCGAAAGCUAACUAAGGGGAAAUGGCUUCAUGAAAUUAAGAUGAAAAAUGAAAAUUUAAAAUAAAGAAGAAAAUCUCAAGUGUUACAAAAAUGCAUUUUGUUAAUCCACCUCUCCCCACGUCUAACUGAAGAAGAAAAGAAAAAAGUUAUACUGAAAAUGUUUAAAAAUACUUUCAGUAUUUAAAAGUGUUGAAUAUUAUUGAAACUUUGCACGUCCCAGCUCUAACAUGCAGAUAUAUAGCUGCCUCCUAAAAUGGGCUUCAAGAUUGCGUAGAUGACAACAGUAGGAAGCAGUGUCCCUGAGUUUGUGAAGAAACCACUUAUUGCAUAUCUCGAUGUUCAUUUUCAGUUUUGACCUAUUAUACAAUAUUUUCACGUUUCUGUAAGUAAAAUGAUGACGCUACCUUGUACGGACUGAAAAGCAGCCUUGCUAACUGUGCAGGACCAUGGGAGGCUCUCCGAAUUGUUAGUGCUGGUUUUAAGGGAUGCAACGCUGAAAAUGUGUCGGUGCGCUCUGCAGUGGUUUUUCAGUUAGUAUUAAUCUUAAUGACAGAGAAAAAAACAAUGUGUUAGUCAUUAUUUUGGUUGUAUGCCAUUCGUAAAUUGAUAGAAAAAUUAAGGGGAUUAACAUACCUUCAUUUCAUUGCCUUAUAUUAACAUCUUAUAAUACAAUAGUUUAAGGGAAACAGAUGGAGCUGUUUAUUGAGACAACUGGUGAGGAAUUAUCAUGUGUUCAUUCCCAUUUUAGAGCGUGAAACUCCUACAUUAGAAUAUAUAAAGUCACUUUAAAUAUUAUCUAUAUUUGUAACAAAAGUAGUGUACAGAUAUUUUAUUACAGCACUUUUGUGUAAAUGCAGAAUUGAAGUGAAUAAAUAAGUUUCAUGGUGCACAAAAAAA
Hippopotamus amphibius kiboko is the source of this 7598-nucleotide messenger RNA. RefSeq names its product multiple PDZ domain crumbs cell polarity complex component (gene MPDZ). NCBI's taxonomy places the organism in Eukaryota, Metazoa, Chordata, Mammalia, Artiodactyla, Hippopotamidae. The record is from RefSeq and is a predicted model, not a curated record. The coding region runs from base 148 to 6363 and encodes 2071 amino acids. The transcript is spliced from 47 exons. Gene Ontology annotation, molecular function: protein binding.